This is a messenger RNA of Ilex paraguariensis (yerba mate), 2204 nucleotides long. The record is from the annotation of a GenBank genome assembly. NCBI's taxonomy places the organism in Eukaryota, Viridiplantae, Streptophyta, Magnoliopsida, Aquifoliales, Aquifoliaceae.
UUAAUUGCACACCGCAGUGUCAAUCUAUACCUUCUCUGUUUCUCGUAACACAGAUUUUGAUCUCUGCAAAAGCCAUUAUUCAAGCAAGAACUCAUCGUCCAUCACAGUUCUACGUGCUUGUGCUGAAGUAAGUGAUCCAUCUCUCAAGAUUUAAAUUUGCAAAGAUAUUGAUUCGACAUUCAUUUGACCUCCCUUAGAACCUCACAAGUUUUCAUGUCUCUCUCACUUAGAUCCAAUGCCCAAAUCUUCGAAAUCUCUCUAGCACACACCACCUUGACACUAUUACAUAUUACAGACCCAUAUCUGUCAACCCAGAAACCAAUUAUCUGAAAUACCAAACUCAAUUCUAAAAUCAAACCCUUAGAUCCAAGAAAAUCUAAUAGUACACCGACCCUAUGUCUUGUUUAUCUCUCUCUCUCCAACCCGCAAAUGGAUCCGACAUUCUCCUCCAAACCCGUGAAUGGUUCCCUCCUGCCCGAGCUCUUGUUGCCCUUUCUGCCUUUCGCCAGACACGGCUUGCGUUUGCCUCCGGCAAGCACCGUGACUCCACCGAGGAUGGCGACACGUCCCUCGGUGAUGACCCACUUGCUGCUUCCAGCGGCCAAGUCAUUGUAGGUGUUGAAAGCCGGUAUCGUGUUGUGUACCGCUUAGUAAAUUCAAUAUACGUAUUGGGUAUUACCACUGUUGAUGAUAAUGAUAGUGUGAACAAUGUCUUUGAGUGUAUUAGCAUUGUGAAUCAGGCUGUUAGUGUAGUUGUGACCGCGUGUCGUGGUGUUGAUGUCACAUCGGAGAAACUAGGGUCAAUGCACGGUGACGGGAUUGCGAAGAUGGUGCAUUCAGCUAUACAUACGGAGAAUAAGAUUAGGGGUGCGGAUAGUUGGACUAACGUGGAGGUGAAUUCCAUUGAGCAUGAGGCGGGUGUGGUAGCAUUUGAGAGCGCAAGGUUUGAGCUGCCUCCAGAGACGUUGGAGGCCGGUGAUGAGGUUGCCACCACAAUUGCCUUUGCUGGGCAAGGAGAACAAGAGGAUGACAAGGAAAAGGUGGAGGAUGAUGAGGAGGCAGACCCGUUUGCAGCUAGUGAUAAGCUUGGCAAGCCGGAAGAGCUUGUUGGUGGUUUUAAGAAAGAUAAGGAGCAGGCAGGUGCUGAUUUAACCAUGGCAUUGGUGGGACUUGAGGUUACUACUUUGCCACCUGCUGCAGCCACAGAAUCAACACAUAUUGUUGUUGAAGGGUUUGAAGGGAACUAUGGUGGUAUAGAAUUUAGUAAUGAUGGGUCAACAUUGAGGGAAGAUUUUGAAGGAAUCAAUGAUGCUUGGGGCGGUGGAUUGGACGCAUCAGAGUUUGUGGGAACGAAGAAAGUUGUGAAACGUGAGGGGCUUGGUGGGCUUGAAUUGUUAGAAACUAGUGAGCCACCAAUGAAGGCUGUUGAGAGCGGUGGUGGUACUCCUCUUGAAAAUCUUUUGGUGAGGAAAACUGAAAUGAAGGGUCCAGGGAUGUACAUUUCUGAAGAGAUUAGUGCGGAGUUCAGGGAAUCCUUGCUGGCUAGAGUUGGCUUGAUGGGCACAGUUUACUUAAGAACAUUGCCUCCAAAAUCAUCUGGUGAUCAAGAAACUGAGUUUUCCUUCAGGGUGGAUGGUACUAGUAGUGUUAAGAGAUUUGUUAUGCAAAGCUCUCGUGUAAGCAGUCUUGGCAAUGGGAUGUUUCAUGUGAGGACUGCACCUUCUGAUGAGCCUCUACCGAUCUUCAAGUAUAGCUUGCUACCCCGGUUAACUCCACUGCCCUUGAGGGUUCGGCUGCUGAAACGUCUUAGUGGGACUUUACUUUCUGUAAUGAUACAAUAUGUUUCAAACCCAGAGUUGCCAGCACCCUUGAAUGAUGUGACAUUUCUUCUGAAACUACCAGUAGACCCAACACUCUUGAAAGUUUCGCCAAAAGCCAUAUUAAACAGGUCUGAGAGAGAAUUAAAAUGGCAUGUUGAAGAGAUCCCUCUAAAGGGUAAUCCGGGUAGGUUGAGGGCAAGGAUGCCUGUGGAUAUUAGUGAAGAAGAAAGUGGAGAAGAACUUGAAGUUGUUUGCUAUGUGAACUUUUCUGCCCAAGGAAAUAGAUCAUUGUCUGGGCUAUCUCUACAGUCAGCUUCUGAAGGUAAGUCAGAUUUUUAUGAGGUUGACCAUAGGUGUGCAAAUGGGGUUUAUAUGUGUAAUUGA